Molecule: messenger RNA, 597 nt
Organism: Beauveria bassiana ARSEF 2860
Lineage: Eukaryota; Fungi; Ascomycota; Sordariomycetes; Hypocreales; Cordycipitaceae
Exons: 1
Coding region: 1-597 (198 amino acids)
Source: RefSeq, a predicted model, not a curated record
AUGGAUGAAAUAACGGAGAGGAGCAAACUCCUGCUCAAUGUCCUUACGCCCAGGGGUUCGAGCCGGACACGAGUUGGGUACGCUGCCCAACGCCUCAGCACCGUUGCCGGUCAGAUGACCGAGCAUCUUCUUUUAUACACUUGUCUGCUUCUCUACUCCUUGACUCUACUCCCGAUCGCAUCGGCUCAGCUCAACUUCACGCCGGGACCAAGGCCCAUUCCUCUCAAUCACAAUUGUCUGGGCGAGUUGAUGUCGUCCGUUACCGAUACUACGCCAGACUAUUUCGCCAACAGGGGCAUCAAUCGCGUCCGCCAGCUCCCAUUCGAGUUUGGCGGCGAUGCAAGCUUUGCCACCUUUGUGUCUGCCAUUCCGGCCGACAAGAAAGUUUUGGUCGACCUGACCGAAGACAACAGGCAGGAGUGUAACCACGUCGAGUCGAUUACUGGAUACUCGCCAUUUUCGACUUGGGGGCGGCGCUCGAGGCUUCGCUACUCUGCUAAACUUUGCAAGGUUCGAACCCGGGCCAUGCCUCUUCGCGAAUUCUUAAUCGACAAGGACUUGCAGGGUGUUGAGUUUCAUGCUUCCGGCGGCCCUUGA